ACUUUCAUUUGUUUACAAAUUUGCGGCAAAAGCUUAUCAAAAUUCAUUCGUGUUUUCCUAACAACUUUGGCACUGUUGCAUCAAAAAGAUUAAAUUGUCAUGUAGAUUUGUUCCAGAUAAUUCUUAUUUUUACUUCAUAUACUGUUAUUAUUAGAUCCUUCUAAGAUUUAUUUACCUUUUUAUUUUAUAUUUAAAUAUGACAAAGGCGAAAGAUGUUAUCUUUGUUACAUUUAUACAUAUCUACUUAAUGAAAAUAUAAUCUUAAAGUUAUAGUAGCAAUUGAGAGUUAGCAGAUAUAAAAAGGCUCAGUUUUAAAUAGUUUGUCAACGUAUCAACUACUGUCAAGUUUUCUAAGCUGCUAAAUAAGCUAAAAUAAAUUUAGUUCUGAGGUUAUAUUAAAGAUUUUUCACUCGAUACAAACAAUAUGGAAACAAGAAAGUCAACAAGAUUAGCUGAAAAAUAUAAACAUUUACAGAUAAAUCAACAAAAUGCUUAUGCCAAAGAUCAAAAUAAACUUGAUCCAUUAGAAGGCAUUAAUAAUUACUUACAUCCUCUUAUCUUUCAACAUCUCAAUAUGUCUGAAAUAUUAUGUCUUAGUACAGUUUCAAGGCAAUGGUAUUAUGAAAUCGGCAUGUCAGAGCAAUGCAUGAACCGCAUGUUAUUGAAAAUCAACGUAAUACCACCACAUGGAAUUUUUAGCUUUAAAAAACUUCCCUCCAUCAAAACAAAGCGACAGAUAUAUUCAAAAUUAACCACUGUUAGGAAAACAACGAUGAGACGAUACAAAUACAUUUCCAUAAAUACUAAUAACGUUGAGAACAUCAGUUAUCAAGCAAUCAAAUUAGUUAUGGCAUUAGCACCUUCAGUAGUUCAAAUGACUUUGUUAAAUCUAAAAGUUCCACCAACAAGAAAACUCAAUUCUGUCAAAUUUCCUUCGCUCACAAAGUUAAUUAUAAACAACGCCGAUCCUUAUGUUCAAAGAAUUUUGUUUCAAGGCAUGACAGAUUUAAUUGAACUAAGAAUAUACGAACAUUUUGAUCCUGACAUUCAGCCUAUUUUGGCAUGUCUUAAGAACAACUACAAAUUAAAGGAAUUGUACAUUUGGAAUACUGGAAUUGGUGAUUUAUUCUCGACUUAUGAGCCAGACAGUUUUCAAUUUCAACUUGAAGACUUUUCAACUGGCUCCGAAGGAAUAAUUUCUAAUGAAGCUGAGACAAAUUUAAUGAAAUUUCUAGAUUCACAAAAGGAUACAUUGACGACUUUUUUCCUUCGCGUAGGCAUGUCGAUUUUAAGAAACAGUGUGGUCUUCGGAUUAUUUACAUUACCUAACUUAGUGACUCUCCACAUCAACUCAUACAUUUUACUCCAUAGAAUUUCAAUAGAAACUAACAGUAGUGUCAAAGCUUUUAAUUUUGGAUGGCAUAUUGCUUCAAAAGAAGCGACAAUGGGAGUUCUUGACGCUAUACCAGAAGUUGAAGUUAUCACUAUAGAACAUAUGACCAAAAGUUUUCUAAGACAUGCUGUUAAAAAUCUUAAAAAACUUUGGAGGAUUAGAUACACCAAAGGAAAAGCUUGUCAGAAAUGUUUCAACGCAAUAUUAGCAACAAGAAAAGAUUACUAUCCAAAAAUUCAACUUAUUCGCAUGGAUUAAGUUUGAUGACAUUGAUAUAUCAGAUGCCUUUACCUUUAAUGAAUGAUCGAUUUAAUUUUAAUUUCGUAGUAUAAAAGAUAAAUACAAAUUAUGACGAAAAAUACAAUCUUGCUGAUGGAAAUAAAAUUUUGUUUUUUUUUUCAAGAAGA
Messenger RNA from Clunio marinus, 1800 nucleotides. The record is from the annotation of a GenBank genome assembly. NCBI's taxonomy places the organism in Eukaryota, Metazoa, Arthropoda, Insecta, Diptera, Chironomidae.